Scheffersomyces coipomensis is the source of this 1473-nucleotide messenger RNA. RefSeq lists its product as uncharacterized. Bases 1 to 1473 code for a protein of 490 amino acids. The transcript has a single exon. The record is from RefSeq and is a predicted model, not a curated record. NCBI's taxonomy places the organism in Eukaryota, Fungi, Ascomycota, Pichiomycetes, Serinales, Debaryomycetaceae.
AUGAUAAGAUCAAAGAUUCCAACCAUAUCAAUUCCCAUUAGUCGAAUACAGUCUCAAGUAAACUUCCCGACCCUUAGAUUCAACUCAUCUAAACCCCCUUCAUCCUCCUCAUCAUCUUCAUCAGAUACCACCUCCCCCAAAACUGAAGAUGAUAGUAAUAAUGCUAUAGUACAGAGAUUCCAACAGAUCUUAGAUGAACAGUUAUCAUCAUCUUCAUCAUUCACAAGUACGACCUCCAACAAAUCAAUCAUGGAUUCAGAUCCUCAUUUAAAACAAUUAUACAAUAAAUACAAACAAGAAGACCAAAAUUCAGAUCAGAUAAUUCGUGCCAAAGCAUAUAUCAAAAGUGAACCACUCUUAAAACUGAAUAAACAUGCCCGAGAUAUAUUUGAAUCACAGCCUUGGAAGGGAAAAGAAUCCGAUUUCGAUGCUAGUUUAAGAAUGAUUAUUGAUCUGAAACCUAAAGCGAAAUCAACCCCUUCUAAACAAGGUAGAUCGAGAGGAUCACCCACGAUUAUUACUCCUCCUGUAUCAUUCCGAGAGAAAGUCCUCAAUGCUAAAGAAUCUAGUUUUGAUUAUAAGUUAAAGAAAGAACAACUAAAAGAUAAUAAAAGUCAAGAGAGUGAAGAUAAUUUCCGUGAAAUGUAUAAAGAACGAUUAUUAGGACCUACAAUGUUAAUAAAUACAAAUAAUCCUAGUACAACGAUUGAUUUGGUUAAUAGUUUAGCUAGUAAUAAGAUCAACGCCGCUAUAAAUCAAUCAACAGGGCAAUUUGAUUCACCCGAUAUGAUCCAUGUGAGAGGGAAACCAUUGGAUAUCCAACAUUUAAAGAAUUGCACCGAUUCGAAUUAUUUCAUGAAUCAAGUAUUGAAUAAUCAACAAGUCUUACCACCCUGGAUUGAAUCUCAACAAUCUCUCAAUGGAAUGAUUCAAUCGUUUAGGAAGGAUGUUGAUGAAUUAUGGUUCAAAUGGCUUGUUCAUCGAUCAAGUUUAACUCCAACCAUUGAAAAUCAAACUUCUACAGUGGAGAUUGUAUUAAAUUCAUUCCAAUAUAAACUUCUGAAUGGUCAAUUCCAAUAUAAUAAGGAUCUCUUAUUAACUUCGGAUUAUAAUUACUUACAAGAAAAGAUUAAAUUGAUAAAUACUAACAUUAGGAAUUAUAAUUUACAAAGUCCAUCUUCAAGCUUACAUAAAUUUAAAUUACUCCUCGAUACUGAAAUCAAACAAUCAUUUAAAAAUAACUUACAUACAUUCCCUCAGAAUUUCACAAUUUGGUUCGAAAAGCAUAAGUUAGCAAAAUCAAAUCAGAAAGUAACAUCAUCUUCUUCAGGUGGGAUGUUGAAUUUAUUCGGUAAUGAUGAUACCACAUAUGGAACAUCAUCAUCAGCAAAUUUAACUCCCUUGUAUAUAACCCGACCUGGAGUCGAUAAUAAAUUACAUUUAUGGAAAGCUAUUAAAGAUAUAUUUAAAUAA